AUGAUGAACCCGUCGAUAUCGAUACCGGCCUGGAAGGAUCGGCAGCACACACAGUUUAGCAAGAUUCCGGUCAUGCCAUGGCGGUCAUUCAAACUACUCAUGCCGCAUCGCAUGCGACGGAGACUGCGAUCGCGCUUACGCAGUCGCCAGUCCCCAGCUUCGUCUAUCGCUUCCAUGCAGACGUCCUUCUCUCCUAGGGAUACAUUGCGGUCUCUACAGUCGUACCGGUGGAGCGCCUACGACUUCCAAUAUCUCUUGCUCAUGAUUAUUGGAAUAUUUUCACUCUCGCUCAUUCAGGCCCCCGGCCCGAUGGGUAAAACCGCCAUUGCCUCACUACUCCUGACCUCGCUUCUCCUACCCAUCACCCGGCAGUUUUUUCUGCCUUUUCUUCCAGUAGCUGCUUGGCUAAUCUUCUUCUACGCCUGCCAGUUCGUUCCAUCCGAGAUGCGCCCGGGUAUCUGGGUUCGCGUCCUUCCGGCUUUGGAAAACAUUCUGUACGGAGCCAACAUCAGCAACAUCUUGUCGGCCCACCAGAGCACCGUCCUCGAUGUUUUGGCCUGGAUCCCUUACGGCCUGUGCCACUAUGGAGCGCCUUUUGUGGUCUCGAUCAUCAUGUUCAUCUUCGGCCCCCCCGGAACUGUCCCUGUGUUCGCCAAGACUCUUGGUUAUAUCAGCUUGACAGCUGUCUCCAUUCAGUUGAUUUUCCCAUGCUCUCCCCCAUGGUACGAAAAUCGAUUUGGCCUUGCUCCGGCCGACUACUCGAUGCAAGGCGAUCCAGCAGGUUUGGCCCGGAUUGAUGCCCUGCUUGGUAUUGACCUGUAUACCUCUGGAUUCCACGCAUCUCCCGUGGUCUUUGGUGCCUUCCCAUCUCUUCACGCUGCGGAUUCGACCCUUGCAGCUCUCUUCAUGAGCCACGUCUUCCCCAAGCUGAAGCCGCUCUUUGUGACCUACACCUUGUGGAUGUGGUGGGCUACCAUGUACCUGUCUCACCACUAUGCCGUUGACUUGGUCACCGGUGGCAUUCUUGCUGCUGUGGCAUUCUAUUUUGCCAAGGCUCGAUUCCUGCCGAGAAUCCAGCGCGACAAAAAAUUCCGCUGGGAUUACGAUUACAUCGAAAGAGGAAACGGUCCAGAUGAGGGUGGUUACGACUUGGCUCAUCUGGAUGGAGAUGUGAACCUUGAUAGUGACGAGUGGACUGUGGGUUCAUCGUCCUCUAUCUCAUCCGGCUCUCUCAGCCCGACCGAGGAUCAGCACCUCUGGGAAGGCGAGACAUUAGCCUCAUAUUCCGAUAUUGAAGCGGCGCGCCCAUUAGGGAACAAACUUUGA
Molecule: messenger RNA, 1326 nt
Organism: Talaromyces rugulosus
Lineage: Eukaryota; Fungi; Ascomycota; Eurotiomycetes; Eurotiales; Trichocomaceae
Exons: 2
Coding region: 1-1326 (441 amino acids)
Biological process (GO): inositol phosphoceramide metabolic process; sphingolipid biosynthetic process
Cellular component (GO): inositol phosphoceramide synthase complex
Molecular function (GO): inositol phosphoceramide synthase activity
Source: RefSeq, a predicted model, not a curated record